GCCCUCCCACUUUAACCGUUUGUGCACGGCUCCGGGAGCACGCAGCGCGGCGAUCUGUGGUGCGCUGUGUCCCUCAGACACAGUGGAUCACCGAUCACAGAAAGAGCCGAAGAUGUCGGCUCAGUCAUGGGACAAUGCACACUGAUCAUCAGGGGCACUGAUGAUCAGUGUGCCCUGAUGAUCAGUGUACCCCCAGCAGCGCCACCUGUCAUUGUCCAUCAGUCACCAGCUCUCAGUGCUCAUCCAUGCCACCUGCUAGUGCCCAUCAGUGCCACAUCAAUGCCACAUAUCAGUGCCCAUCUGAGCUGCCUUUCAUUGUCACCUAUCAGUGCCAGUCAGUGCCACCUAAUCAAUGCCAGUCAGUGCUGCCAAUCAGUGCUGCUAAUCAGUGCCACCUAUCAGUGCCAGUCAGGUGCUGCCUAUCAGUGCCCAUCAGUGCUACCUAUCAGUGCCACCUAACAGUGCCUGUCAGUGCCCACCUAACAGUGCCACCUAUCAGUGCCAGUGCUGCCUUUCAGUGCCCAUCAGUGAUGCCUGUCAAUGCAUGUCAGUGCCACCUACCAGUGCCUCCUCAUCAGUGCCCAUCAGUGCCACCUAUCAGUGCCCAUCAGUGC
This is a messenger RNA of Staurois parvus, 614 nucleotides long. NCBI's taxonomy places the organism in Eukaryota, Metazoa, Chordata, Amphibia, Anura, Ranidae. The record is from the annotation of a GenBank genome assembly.